Molecule: messenger RNA, 546 nt
Organism: Manihot esculenta (cassava)
Lineage: Eukaryota; Viridiplantae; Streptophyta; Magnoliopsida; Malpighiales; Euphorbiaceae
Exons: 2
Coding region: 124-318 (64 amino acids)
Source: RefSeq, a predicted model, not a curated record
UUCUGCCGAUCGCCAUUUUGCUUGUACUAUCCGUUCUCCAUAUCCGAGCGAUCCUCCCUGUAAUUGACGAAGUCCAAAAUUUUCAGCCUCUGAAUUCAGGAAGAAGAAAAAGAAGAGACGAAAAUGGUAAAAGUGGCAACUUACUUUGCGAUGACUUUAGGAGCCUUCGUAUUCUGGCAAUCUAUGGAGAAAAUUCAUGUCUGGAUCGCCCUCCAUCAAGAUGAAAAGAAGGAGAGACUGGAGAAGGAAGCAGAGAUCAGGAGAGUUAGAGAAGAGCUGCUUCGACAAGCCAAAGAGAGGGAAGAUGCCCUUGCUUAAAUUUCAGUUUUCUAUGGCCAGUGCCCUGUGGCCUUUUCUCCCCUUGUAUUGGUACUUACUUUCAUUGAAGAUUUUGUUCUAGUCUCUAUGAAGUUCUCAUAUGCAUUAAAUCUCUCAUAAGCUGAUGACUCUGAUUGUCAAUGGCCCUUUAUUGUUCUGUUUUAUUCAAUCCUAGCUUGUUUGUAUCAUCAGAAGUUAAUGGAAUCUGUGAUUUUCACCUGUUUUUUA